This is a messenger RNA of Arctia plantaginis, 678 nucleotides long. The record is from the annotation of a GenBank genome assembly. Lineage: Eukaryota; Metazoa; Arthropoda; Insecta; Lepidoptera; Erebidae.
AUGUGCGCUAAAACUUCGGUCUGUGCCCGACAAGAUCUUAUUGAAGACGAAAUCUGGCUGAACAAGGAAAAGGUACCAUUUUCUAAACGACUUCAGAAUUGCCUGAAAGAAAUAAAAGCUAGAGCCGCAUCGGAAAACAGCGUUGAUCCCAUAUUUCUCCAUUUAAAAAUACGCGCUUGCUCAGAAAAUAAUUUUCCAACAGCAGCAGGAUUAGCGUCUUCGGCUGCAGGUUACGCGUGUUUUGUAUUUGCCCUAGCUAAAUUGUACAAGGUGAAAUCUGAUAUCAGUUUCUAUUGCAAGAUUGGGUUCUGCAGUGCUUGUAGGAGUGUGUAUGGAGGGUUUGUUAGAUGGCAUGCAGGUUCGAAGCCAGAUGGCUCUGAUUCUGUAGCUACUCAAAUCGCUGAUGCAUCCCAUUGGCCAGAAAUGAGAGCCUUAAUCCUUGUAGUUGGUGACAAAAAGAAAGAGACUAGUUCAACUGGUGGAAUGGCAGUCUCUGUUAAAACUUCAGAAUUGAUGAGACAUAGAGUAGAGUAUUGUGUACCACAGAGAACCGAACUCAUAGUUGAUGCGAUCAAGAAUAAAGAUUUCCCAAAAUUUGCUGAGAUAACUAUGAAAGACAGUAAUCAAUUCCAUGCAAUUUGUUUGGACUCAUAUCCACCAUUCGUUUAUAUUGAAUGA